AUGGGUGACGCUUCAGUCUUCAAGUAUCCCUCCCCUCUGACAGGAUAUGAGGAUGCUCCACCACUGCCUAACGACCUGGCAGAAGAUGGAAAGAGCUAUGUCAACCCGUCAGCAGCAAAGAAAAGCGAAGCAUACGACAAGUUUAUAGACCCAUUUGAUCAAACUCCACGGGGCGCCUUCGACGUUCACAUUUAUUAUUAUCAGGCAAACGAAGAACAAACCAAAUACGCCAAAGAACUCUGGGAGCGCAUUAGGCGAGAAUUCCCUGAACUGCGAAUCUACAAACUGUGGGAUAAACCGAUCGGACCUCAUCCAGUCGCCAUGUUCGAAGUGAAUCUCUUUACACCAGCACAGUUUGGAGCAUUCAUUCCAUGGUUGAAUAUCUGGAGAGGACCUCUGUCGGCACUCGUCCAUCCGAAUAUUGUUCCGGAAGAGGGCGUGGAACGGUGGGCGUCGAUGAAGAGGGAUCAUUUGGAGAGGGCAAUUUGGAUGGGGGAGAGAAUUCCUUUGGACCUCAGCUUAUUUAACAACCAGUCGUAG
Molecule: messenger RNA, 540 nt
Organism: Fusarium venenatum
Lineage: Eukaryota; Fungi; Ascomycota; Sordariomycetes; Hypocreales; Nectriaceae
Product: DOPA-like domain-containing protein
Source: RefSeq, a predicted model, not a curated record